This is a messenger RNA of Kwoniella botswanensis, 732 nucleotides long. RefSeq lists its product as uncharacterized. Gene Ontology annotation, molecular function: nucleotide binding. The coding region runs from base 1 to 732 and encodes 243 amino acids. The record is from RefSeq and is a predicted model, not a curated record. The transcript is spliced from 4 exons. Gene Ontology annotation, biological process: transcription initiation at RNA polymerase III promoter. Gene Ontology annotation, cellular component: RNA polymerase III complex. NCBI's taxonomy places the organism in Eukaryota, Fungi, Basidiomycota, Tremellomycetes, Tremellales, Cryptococcaceae.
AUGAAGAUAUCAAACACCGCACCACUCCAUCUAUCCAAUCAAGAAGUACUCACCCAUUUCCUAUCACUCAAGGAGGACAACGAUGCCUUGGUAGAAGCUAUCAACUUAAAGAAGGCAAGGGAUAAAGCAUAUGCCAAGAAGAAAUAUCCCUUGGAGAGGGAUAACCCAGAGGAUAUAGAUGAUAGUUCUUUGUCAGAACGGAUCAGUGAAGAAGAAGAGAAGAGGUUGGAUAUAGCGGAGAGGAGGGGCUGUAGUGAUGAGUUGGUGUGGGUGCAGAGUGAGGUGAUCAAGUACCUAUGUCAACCGUAUAACCCAACCUCUCGACAAACCGCCGACGGAGUAGCUAGACUAGCGGAUGAAUUGCAGGAUCAUCAAUUGACGAAAGCCGAGGUGUUGCAGAUCACGAAUUUGGCUCCGACCGAAGUCGUAGAGUUGUAUGCGAUCAUCGAAGAACCCGACACACGAUAUUACCCCGACGCAUCCGUCAAACUCGAAGAAAUCGCCAACCAAAUCUCCUCCACACUCUCAACACACCCACCACCCGAACUAGCUCAGUGGACCGGAGUUGGUAGUACGGGAGAAGAUCAAGGGGAAGGGUACGAGCAUGAAUAUGUGCAUCAGGACGAAAUGGAGAUGGCUGCGAUGGGUAUGGACGAGCAGGAAUACGUGUUUGAAGGUGGAAGGGAUGGUGAGGGAGGGGUGGACGAUGAGAAGGAUGAGAGUAUGGAUUAG